CUUCCUGUUUUGAUUUAACACACGUGUUUUUGGAAACUGUAAACAAACAAAUAUGCCUAAAAAUAAAGGUGGCGGAGGAGGGAAGGGUGGUGGAAAAGGAGGAAAAGGAGCAGAAGGUGGUGGAGAUGAAGGAAAACAAGCAAAAGGAGGAAACGCUGUCAAAGUUAGACACAUUCUUUGUGAGAAACAGUCAAAAUGUUUAGAAGCUAUGGAAAAGUUAAAGGGAGGGAUGAAGUUCAAUGAAGUUGCAGCUACAUAUAGUGAAGACAAAGCAAGAUCUGGGGGUGAUUUAGGUUGGAUGAUCAGAGGAAGUAUGGUUGGUCCCUUUCAAGAUGCAGCUUUUGCUCUCCCUAUAAGCUCUCUGGGAAAUCCUAAUUACACAGACCCACCUGUCAAAACUAAAUUUGGAUACCAUAUAAUAAUGGUUGAAGGCAAGAAAUGAUGUAUUGGUGAAUUUAGACAACAUUCAGCACGAACUUACUAAUUGAUCAAUAAAUGAUGCAACUCCUCAUCAAACAAUCUGUACCUCAAAUAUUUACAUUAUUAGUAUCUGUAAUUUGGUUUAAAAUAUGUUGAAAACUGCCACUUAUUAGAAUGCUUUGCAAGUUUUACCAUUUUCUGGUUAUGAAAAGUUAAGAUAACUUUACUAUUUUAUGUCUGUUAUUGAUGUAUGGAUAGCUGAUAUGCAGCUCCUCCUCAGACUAACACAAUAAGCACUUAUGACCAAUCAUACUACACAGGCAAAAUAGAAAUCUUUGUGUAAGUAGUGUAGAAAAGAUUAAUUCCAUCUUAUUAAAGUUGUAUUAUCAUUAUUGGUUAUCUUAAAAAAAUCUUGGAUACUAAUGAAAGAUUAUUAUUGUGCAAAAUCAGUGAUUAGAAUGUAUGGUUUUUGUCAUAUUGUUGUGUAUGAUGUAUGGUUGUUUGUUCAUGAUUCCUAUGUUUUCUAUAUACUUAUUUACUAUGUAUGCAUUUAUAAAACGAAAAUAAAAAUUAAAAAAAAAGUUUAA
Molecule: messenger RNA, 1007 nt
Organism: Mytilus californianus (California mussel)
Lineage: Eukaryota; Metazoa; Mollusca; Bivalvia; Mytilida; Mytilidae
Product: peptidyl-prolyl cis-trans isomerase NIMA-interacting 4-like
Exons: 3
Coding region: 53-442 (129 amino acids)
Biological process (GO): rRNA processing
Molecular function (GO): peptidyl-prolyl cis-trans isomerase activity; DNA binding
Source: RefSeq, a predicted model, not a curated record